This is a messenger RNA of Fonsecaea erecta, 1065 nucleotides long. RefSeq lists its product as hypothetical. The transcript is spliced from 5 exons. Bases 1 to 1065 code for a protein of 354 amino acids. The record is from RefSeq and is a predicted model, not a curated record. Lineage: Eukaryota; Fungi; Ascomycota; Eurotiomycetes; Chaetothyriales; Herpotrichiellaceae. Gene Ontology annotation, molecular function: oxidoreductase activity, acting on the CH-CH group of donors, NAD or NADP as acceptor.
AUGGCGUCGACUCCCACAUCCACCCGUACCUGGAUCCUGGCCAACCGUCCCAAUGGCCUUCCGACCUUUUCCAGCACAGAAGCGAACCCAACUUUUAAACUGGUGGAACGACCGCUGCCUCCAUUGAAGCCAAACCAAGUCCUGGUCAAGGUCUUGUUCUUCUCCAACGACCCGGCACAACGUCCAGCCAUCGAUGCUUCCGUCAAGGCGGAGAGGCACUACACUGCGCCCGUAGAGAUUGGGGCACCCAUGAUGGCGCGCUCGCUGGCGGAAGUCAUUGCCUCGACUGCGGACAACUUGCCCAAGGGGACCAUCGUGGCCGUAGCGCCAGGGUGGACCGAAUACGCUGUCGUGGAUGCAGCCGAGUGCAGUCCACGACAGCCGCUUCCCGGUGGCCUAAGCAUGACACAUUACCUGGGCGCGCUCGGCGGGACGGGUUUGACAGCCUAUUACGGCCUAGUUGUCAUUGGUGAAGCCAAGAAAGGAAUGAGAGUGGUGGUUUCCGGCGCGGCGGGGGCCACAGGCAGCAUGGUGGUGCAGAUUGCGAAGCAUAUUGUCGGCUGCUCAGAGGUCAUUGGCAUUGCCGGCUCGGAUGAGAAAUGCCGCUGGGUUGAGAGCCUUGGAGCAGACAAAUGCAUCAAUUACAAGAGCCCGACCUUUGAAGAGGAUCUGAUCAAGGCAACGGACGGGUUUGUGGAUAUCUAUUUCGACAAUGUCGGAGGCCAUAUCCUCGACUUGAUGCUCGCCAGGCUGAAGCGUUUCGGAGUGUCCGUCGCAUGCGGCUCCAUUUCUGGUUACAACUCCAACGAGCCAACCGUGCUGAAAAACUAUUUCCAAGUGAUCACCAUGCGCCUGUCGAUCCGCGGCUUCAUCGUGGUCGACUACCUUUCCAAAGCGCAGGAAACCAUCGAGCUCUUCGUGCAGGCCGUCAAGGAGGGCAAGCUGAAGAUCUCCGACGCCGAGAGCGAGCAGGUCGUCGACACCAAGUUCGAGGACGUGCCCAAGACGUGGUUGAAGCUGUUUGACGGCGGCAACCGGGGAAAGUUGGUCACCAAGCUGGUCUGA